GAUACAACUGAGAAGAAAGAUGUCCCGGAAGCGCAGACCCUGGCACAGGUCGCUGCCUUGCGCAAUGCUUUGGGUCUCGGCAAGCGUCGAGACACCGAAAAAGAGACCCGACAGGACAGCGUGGAAGAUGUGACAGCAGCGUCGGUGAAACUGCCGGCAAGCAUGCGAGACAUCCAGACUUUUUCUGAGUUUUUGCGGUUGAGCCCGGCGAUCCAGGAGGCUUCCAUGAAGAUGUCGGCUGAGGAGCUGACCGCGUUGUGCGAGACGGCUGCUCGGCUGAAGUUCUUUGAUGGGGAGCUGUUCGAAGCUGUCUUUGUGCACAUCAGGUGUCGUAUCCGCUGGGGCCAGUUUGACUUGCAUCAGGUGACAGCUGUCGCCCAACAUCUCGUCGAUCUGAAUGCCAUCGACCAAGAUGUUUUCCGAGAUGUGACGCAGUGGCUUCUGCCAAGGGUUGGCAGCAUGUCCAAGGCAAUGCGCCUACAGUGGCUGAAGCUCAUGGCCGCUAUCGGCCAAAAGACUGAUCGGAGCGAGGAGGAUGAAGACUUCGAGGACAAGUUACGAACGCAUCCCUUGCCUGGGGGUAUCGAC
Symbiodinium pilosum is the source of this 588-nucleotide messenger RNA. Lineage: Eukaryota; Dinophyceae; Suessiales; Symbiodiniaceae. The record is from the annotation of a GenBank genome assembly.